AUGGACUUAGUGUCCAAGAAGAAGCCUGACUUCCUGUUUCUUAUGGAAACCAAGGAUGCGCGGACUCAUGCAGAGUGUUUACGUGUUAAGCUUGGUUUUGAAAGCCUUUUUUACGUUGAUAGUGUGGGAUUGAAUGGUGGUUUGGCGUUGUUUUGGAGGAGGAAUUGUACGGCAAGACUGCUGUGCUAUUCGAAGAAUCAUAUUGAUGUGGAGGUUAGUGUUGCUGGUUUUGAGUGCUGGCGUAUGAUGUGCUUUUAUGGUUACCCUGAGCGCAACAGAAGGAGUGAUUCGUGGGAGCUGCUUCGAUCUCUUUUGACUUCUUCUGACUUACCUUGGGUAGUUAUUGGGGAUUUUAACGACCUACUCUUUCAGCAUGAGAAGAGGGGCGGUAAUCCUCACCCAGACGCCCUCCUUCGCGGUUUUGGGGAGGCGGUAGAGGAUUGUGGUCUGUCUCAACUCCCGUUGCGGGGAUAUCAGUUCACUUGGGACAGAGGCAAGGGUACUGCGGAUUGGAUGGAAGAGAGGUUGGAUAAAGUCUUCGCUAAUGAAAGGUGGAGGGGGCUGCAGGAAGUGGCUAUCGUGGAAAAUUUGUUAACCCGCACAUCUAAUCACUCAGCUUUAUUCCUGAAUCUCUCUAGUGGGGUUGGGCGACGUAGUGGUAUGCGGGGUGGAUUCAAGUUUGAGAUGGCCUGGCUGUUGGAUGAAGGUUGUAGGGGGGUGGUGGAAAAUGCCUGGCAGGAGGGUAGAGCCGGCGGCCUAUUGCACUGUUUACACCACUGUGGAGAAAGAUUACACCGGUGGGGGGGCGACCGCUUCUAUAAUUUUGGCAAACAGAUGAAGCAGCUGCGAGAUGCCCAGUAUAGGCUCAGGGGUCUGCGUGACCCUGUGUCACUUGCUGAAUUCUCACGCCUUGAAAAUCUCAUUACCCAACUAGAGGCUGAGGAGGAUGUCUAUUGGAGGCAGCGGGCAAAGCAGCACUGGCUUCAGGGGGCUGAUGCUAACACAAGGUUUUAUCACAGGUAUGCCUCUGCCCGUAAGAAGAAAAAUUAUCUAUCUAGACUAAAGAAUGAUGCGGGUGAGUGGGUAGAGGGUGAUUUACUGAAACCUGAUGAUAAUGCACUAUUACUGCGCCCUUUUGAGAUGUCUGAAGUCAAGGAGGCUCUGUUUUCGAUGUUCCCAGAUAAGGCUCCUGGGCUUGACGGGAUGAACCCGGGGUUUUAUCAGCACUAUUGGGAUGUCGUGGGAGGGGAUGUGUCGGAUUUUGUGCUUGGUUGUUUGAACUCUUGUUCUUUCCCUGAGGGCCUUAAUGCCACGAAUGUGGUAUUAAUCCCCAAGAAGAAGGUCCCGGAGCGAGUGUCAGACUUAAGACCAAUUGCUCUGUGUAAUGUGGUUUACAAAAUCAUGGCAAAGAUCUUAGCAAACAGGAUGAAACGGCUAAUAACAGAUAACAUCCUGGUUGCGGCAGAAGUAGGGCAUUAUCUAAACAGAAAACAAACUGGCUUGGCUGGUUGGGGGGCCUUGAAGUUAGACAUGGCAAAGGCAUACGACCGAAUGGAGUGGCCUUUCUUAGAGAGAAUGUUACGAGCUCUGGGUUUUAAUGACAAGUGGGUUGAGUUGAUUAUGUUGUGUGUCUCCACAGUUUCCUAUAGCUUUCUGAUUAAUGGUUCCCCAUCUGCUGAUGUGGUGCCAUCCCGCGGAUUGCGCCAAGGUGAUCCCCUUUCCCCGUAUUUAUUUAUCAUUUGUGCUGAAGGAAUUUCGUUGUUGCUCCAGAAGGCUCAGGCAGAUGGAUCUAUUCGAGGAGCUAAUGCCCAGGAGGCAGGAGCGGUUAAACAUUGUUUGGAUUUGUAUGAGAGUAUGUCUGGGCAGGCAGUAAAUUAUCAUAAGUCUAGUGUUUGCUUUAGUAGGAACACUCAUGCUCAGCACAGGGAGGAGGUGGUGGGUUUACUUGGAGUCACUCAGGCACCAAAUUUUGGGAAAUAUCUGGGCCUGCCAGCUUUUGUUGGUAGGAACAGGAAGCAGGCUUUUUCUUAUAUUGAGGACAAGAUCAAGCAGCGGAUUUUGUCAUGGAAUAAGAGGCUACUCACACAGGCGGGGAAAGAGGUCUUGUUGAAAAGCGUAGCUCAGGCCAUGCCUACGUUUUCAAUGAGUGUGUUUUUGUUGCCUGACUCGGUGUGUACUUCUCUUGAGAGAACCAUGAAUAGAUACUGGUGGGGUUCUGGGACAGUGGCAGAGAGGAGGAUACAUUGGAAAGCUUGGGAUCGGUUAUGCCUGCCUAAGAAGUUUGGGGGAUUAGGCUUCAAAGAUCUACGUGCUUUUAAUUUGGCUAUGCUAGGCAAGCAGGCAUGGCGUUUCCUCACAAAACCCACCUCUCUUGUUGCAAAAGUUUAUAAGGCAAGGUACUACCCCAAAACCUCUUUUAUUGAUGCUUUUGUUGGUGGUUGUCCAAGUUACUGCUGGCGCAGUAUCAUGGCAGCUCAUGGUUUAAUAUGCAGUGGUGUGAGACGUAGAAUUGGAGAUGGGGAAAAUACAUUGAUUUGGGGACACCCCUGGCUACCUGAUGACCCAUCCCCAAUGAUUCAAACACCUAUGCCCGAGCAUCUAAAUGGUUCUGUUGUGGCUGGGUUGAUCGAUAACGGCAGUUGGGAUUAUUCAGUUUUGAAUGAUAUUUUUGAUCCACAAGAUGUGGAGCACAUUUCAAGGAUCAAAAUCCCCCCAAAAUGGAAAACCUUUCUAUGGAGAGCCUUAACAAAUACACUACCUGUCACUACCAACUUAGUUAUAAGGAGAGUAGAGGUUGAUCUUGAAUGUCCAAAGUGUGGCUUAGACCAUGAAACUAUUGUGCAUGCAUUAAUAUCUUGUGACUAUGCACAACAAGUGUGGAAUGAGUCAGGCUUGACUAUUCCACCUCAUGAAGAUGGUUCUUUCACUGCUUGGUUCUCAUCCCUUAUGCGUGGUUUGACAGGUGAGGAGGUUCGGCUUGCUGCGGCUCUGCUCUAUCACCUCUGGCGUGCAAGAAACUCAGCUGUUUGGGAUGGCUGCCUACAACGGCCAGGGGCGGUAAAGGCAGCGGCUGUCGCGACGCUGCAAGCUUGGCGAGCGGUGCAUGGUGGCGAGGCUGCUGCCGACGAGGAUUCAUCUACAACGAAUACACCGCCGGCUCUCCCACCAUCAACGUUGAUGCAAUGCUAUUUCGACGCCAGUUACUGCACCGCCACUAUGAAAGCUGCUUUCGGCAUUGUGCUCCUCACGGCGGAAGGAACUUUCGUUUCGGCCUGCGCGGGACCCCUCCCGGACUGCUUCUCUCCCUUGAUGGCUGAAGCGCUUGCAUGCAAAGAGGCCACCUCGUGGAUUCAUGACAGAGGCCUGACGCACGUAGCAUUUUACACUGACUGUUCCCAGCUACGCUCUCUAAUCACACAGGCGGCGUUUGUCCGAUCACAUGCAGGCUUUGCCGUUGAGACAUGUAGGGCGUUUUUUUCCUCGUUUAGCAAUUGCGUUAUUCAUUCAGUUUCUAGAACGGUAAAUGGCAUAGCACAUUCUCUUGCGGCUACGGCCUACUCGCAGACUACUACUUUGUAUUGGGACUCUAUCCCACCUGAUUCCAUUUCUGCUCUUUUGGCUUAA
Molecule: messenger RNA, 3624 nt
Organism: Ipomoea triloba (trilobed morning glory)
Lineage: Eukaryota; Viridiplantae; Streptophyta; Magnoliopsida; Solanales; Convolvulaceae
Exons: 5
Coding region: 1-3624 (1207 amino acids)
Molecular function (GO): nucleic acid binding; RNA-DNA hybrid ribonuclease activity
Source: RefSeq, a predicted model, not a curated record